Molecule: messenger RNA, 1320 nt
Organism: Fusarium pseudograminearum CS3096
Lineage: Eukaryota; Fungi; Ascomycota; Sordariomycetes; Hypocreales; Nectriaceae
Exons: 3
Coding region: 1-1320 (439 amino acids)
Biological process (GO): lipid metabolic process
Source: RefSeq, a predicted model, not a curated record
AUGGCGGAACACCUCGUUUUCCACCCGCAGCUCACAAAAGCCGAUGCCCUGAUCCUCGACGGCUUGCGCCAAGACAUCAACGAGUACAAGCAACCAAAGGUCAAUGCCGACGUCUCAACUCAAGAUGGCCAAACCCCAGCUCUACGCCAAAGAGCAGCCAAUGGCGAACCUUCCAAAGCCCGCGACGAGGAUCUGUUACGCCAUCUUCAAUCCAUGAAUGAUCCCAAGGAUGCCCACUUUGAAGAAAGCAUAACCAGCACCUGGGACUUUGAUCAGAUCAAGUUGCCACUUUUCCUCGAGAAGCUGGUGCUACGACCUUAUGUGCGCAUUGCGAAAUCUAUUGUUCGCGUCGACACAGAUGUCAUCAUGCUCACCCAUCUCCUCCUCUACUUCUCUACAUCCGUACCCAGUGCCAUCCAGCUCUUUCGGAAUUUCUCAUGGAUUCAUGGAAUUCUUCACUUCAUCAUGCAGUUCACAUACAUGGGUUCUUACACACUGUUGAUGCACCAGCACAUCCACAUGCGAGGUGUUCUCAACAAGCGUUUCGCUUUGUUCGAUAGCUUGUUCCCUUACAUCACCGAUCCGCUCAUGGGCCAUACCUGGAACUCUUACUUUUACCACCACGUCAAGCAUCACCACGUCGAAGGCAACGGACCCAACGAUCUCUCGUCAACCAUUCGGUAUCAGCGAGACAGCAUUCUUCACUUGCUACACUACAUCGGCAAGUUCCUCUUCUUUGUCUGGCUUGAGCUUCCGCUCUACUUUAUCCGAAAUGGAAAGACCAUGACUGGAAUGAAGGCUGCCUUUUGGGAGCUGUCCGACUAUGCUUUCCUCACUACCAUGUUUUGCCUCAACCGAAAUGCUACAAUCUGCGUGUUCCUCAUGCCAUUGGGUCUUAUGAGACUGGGCAUGAUGAUGGGUAACUGGGGCCAACACGCCUUUGUAGACGAGCAUGAGCCCGACUCGGACUACCGUUCAAGCAUUACGGUUAUUGAUGUUAUGAGCAACCGUCAAUGCUACAACGAUGGCUACCACACUUCUCACCACCUCAACCCUCGUCGCCACUGGCGCGACCACCCCGUGCACUUCCAAAAGUCGAAGCACACCUAUGCCGAGGAGCACGCUCUGGUCUUCCACGAUAUCGAUUACUUCAUGAUCACUGUUAGACUGAUGAUGAAGGAUUACAAGACCCUUGCCAAGUGUCUGGUGCCCAUCGGUGAUCAGAUCGGGCUGACCAUGGAUGAGCGAGCUGCCAUGUUGAAGCGAACCACGCGACGCUUCACCGAGGAGGAGAUCCAGAAGAAGUUCAAGAGGCAGUAG